CCCUCGCAGACGUCGCUGUGGGUCACGCCCCUUGGGGUUGCGCUUCGAGUUCGGGCCUCAGAUCGCCUCCGCCGCUGUGUCGGGAAGCUGCUCGCGACGGGGCUGCAGCCUGGCCGAGAUGACCGACGGCGAGUUCGACUACGUGCGCGCGCUGGCCCAGGACUACCUGGAGCAUGUCCUGCAGGCCAGCCCGCCGGGGGCCCAGCCUGGCAGGGUCGCCGAGCUGCUGCGGGAGGUGGCCCUCCCGGUCCAAGAGGAGGUGGAGACGAGUCUGCGGUUGUGCCUGGACACCCUGGACGUGCAGUCGGUGGACGCCGCCCGCGCGCUGUUCCGCGCCGUCAUGCAGAAGGAGUUCGAGGACGGCGUGGUCAACUGGGGCCGGAUCGUGACCGUGUUCGCCUUCGAGGGGAUUCUCGUCAAGAAGCUGCUCGCAGCGCAGGCGGACGUGGUUGCGGACGCGGAUGCUCACCAGGAGAUCGCUCGCUUCGUGGCCGAGUUCAUCACGACGCACACGGGAGAGUGGAUACGGCAAAACGGAGGCUGGGAAAAUGGCUUCGUAAAGAAGUUUGAAACUGAAUGUCAUCGGCUGACUUUUCUGGGAGUUAUAGGAAAGGUGUGCAAAAUGUUCUCUCUUCUGAAGCAAUACUACUAACUGAAAAGGACACUCAUAUUGUGAAACCUGCAAACUUAACCGGACUCUUGCAAGAGGAAUUGUGAGCACUUUUCUUCUGCUUCUGGACAAACAAUAUCCAUGAUGCAACCCAAUGUUCCACAGUGAUGAAUAAAUCUAAUGUAUGUA
Molecule: messenger RNA, 799 nt
Organism: Artibeus jamaicensis (Jamaican fruit-eating bat)
Lineage: Eukaryota; Metazoa; Chordata; Mammalia; Chiroptera; Phyllostomidae
Gene: BCL2A1
Product: BCL2 related protein A1
Exons: 2
Coding region: 119-652 (177 amino acids)
Biological process (GO): positive regulation of apoptotic process; intrinsic apoptotic signaling pathway in response to DNA damage; extrinsic apoptotic signaling pathway in absence of ligand
Cellular component (GO): mitochondrial outer membrane
Molecular function (GO): channel activity; protein homodimerization activity; protein heterodimerization activity
Source: RefSeq, a predicted model, not a curated record